Stomoxys calcitrans (stable fly) is the source of this 1244-nucleotide messenger RNA. RefSeq lists its product as uncharacterized. The transcript has 3 exons. Bases 239 to 1030 code for a protein of 263 amino acids. The record is from RefSeq and is a predicted model, not a curated record. NCBI's taxonomy places the organism in Eukaryota, Metazoa, Arthropoda, Insecta, Diptera, Muscidae.
CAAAAUGCUGACAGCUUAAAACAUACAUUUCAGUUUGGAAACAUUUGAGAGCCAGUACACAUGUGUUUUACCUAACUAACUAUACGGAAUAUUAGUAUUGCAUAUGUGCAUAAGUGUGUGUAUAAAACAGAUGUAGAAAUACAUACAUAUGUAAUUUUUUAGAUUAGAGCGCGCUGUUGUUUGGUUGGAAAACAAAAAACAUUUUUUGUUGUAUGUAGGUACAAAAAAUUAAAACAAAAUGGAUAAAGUGAGUAGUUUUAUUUUUUUGUGGAUUAUUAUUAACUUACUAAUACAAUUAUUUGAUUUAUUGCAGUUAAUUUGGCCAAAGGAAGCGAUUCUGGAAAUGAUUGCAAUGUGGAAAAAUAAUGAGUGUCUGUACAAUCCAAGGAAUAGAUUUUAUCACAAGAAGAAGUGCAGAAAUGAUGUGUUAACUGAGAUAGCAGAAAGGAUGAAGGCAUAUAACAUAAAAGUUGGGCCAAACCAGAAUAAACUUCAGUAUUUGCGUGGACAGUUUACUCGGGAGCUUGCCAAAGCCAGAGAAUCUCAAAAUGCAGUAAAUCCAGAUGAUGUAUAUGUCCCAUGUACCUACUGGUUCAAGGAGUUAGAUUUCUUGCUUGACUAUGUAAAAGUAAGAAAAGAAAAGUCCAACUUCAAUUCAUUGCAACAACACUAUUCACAGUUUGAGGAGGACACUUAUGAAUCAUCGCAAGCUCAUGAAAGCGAUGUAUCUGCAGAAGAACCAAUUAAAAAAGUCAAACGAAGACAUCAUACGCCGGUAGCAAGCUGCAGCAUGAAAAACGAAGAGGUUGUAGUGGAACCAGAAGUCAAUGUCCUGCCACAUGUAUUCAGUGUCAAUAAGACUUCUUCGAAUGAAAAGGAUGAAGCUUUUUGUAAUUUUAUCAAAUCGGAACUACAAACUAUUACUAAUGAAAAUGUAAGGGAUGAAUUGGUAGAGACUAUCACGUUAGCGCUAUUCGAAGCCAAGAAGAAACAACGCAUGUAUGCCCACGCAGCGGAGCAAUAUUAUUGAUUUCAGUCCAAUUUUAGAGUUAUACUUCCGUAAUAUUAUUUUAUAUCAGUUGAUUUGAAGUGAGUUUAGUAAAUGUGAGUUGUGCUAAUUUAAUUGCGAAUCUUAAAAUCCUUUUUCAAAAAAAUGGAUGUGAGCAAAUAUCGAUUUCGUUGUGUGCUUGGGUUUUGUAUAAUUUUUUUUUAUAAGUUAAAAUAAACCGAAAAUUUUCGUGUAA